AUGUGGCCCUGCGAGCACCUGCUGUACGUCGCCAUGAGCCGCGUGCGGAACCCGGAGCAGCUCAGUAUGUCGUCCUUCGAACCCAGCAUGGUGGUCGCUAACAAGGAGUGUGUAGAGUUCGACCGCAAGCUCCCCGCCGUGCACAACUUGCCGCCAACGGAUGGCUUCCCUGUGGCGUCGUGGCGCCGCUGCAAUGACACACUCAGUCAGCUGCGAUGCCGUGGCGCGUCUCUGAGCAACCUGCUGCGCGGUGCCACAUUGAAGGAUGGCAGUGGCACAAGGCUAGCGGGCCCAAUGAAGGGGACUAUAGAACACUCUGUACUAGUGGCGCGGCGGAUGCGGAAGCUCAUCAAGCACACGGAGCGCAUAGCGAAAAUACGGGAAAACCGCCGGAAAUCGCAAUCCGCCACGGAUGCUCAGAGCGACACAAGUAGUUCUGGUGCAUCGGUGGAGGAGCACAUCCUAUAG
Trypanosoma grayi is the source of this 468-nucleotide messenger RNA. Its product is annotated as putative PIF1 helicase-like protein. Lineage: Eukaryota; Euglenozoa; Kinetoplastea; Trypanosomatida; Trypanosomatidae. The transcript has a single exon. The record is from RefSeq and is a predicted model, not a curated record. The coding region runs from base 1 to 468 and encodes 155 amino acids.